AUGCGACCCCCGCUCUCCCCGCCGCCCCUUUCUCUUCCAUGUGCCGCCCUCCACAACAAUCCAGAUCGAGCCGCCGGCCACCCCAAUCCAGAUCAGGCCGUCGACCACCCCAGCUCCUCCUCCACCGCGAGCAGUCCUCCGCUCCGGCCCCAGUGCACCCUCGUGCACGAAAAUCCAGCAGGGGCGAACCAGCAGCAACAGGGGAUGGUGAUGACGCCUCCAGUUUCAUUACGCAUUCAGCUGCUAGGUGUGCCGUUUGAUUUGUUCAUCGUAUUAGUAUGCCAGACUACCAUUGGCAAGUCCCUGAAAUUUGAUGAAUGCUACCUCUCGUGCUCCUCGCCUCUGCACCUUCGCCGCUCUCCGUCCGCCGUUGCUCGCUUGAGUUUCGCCGCCCGGCGAACUUACGCCGCGCUUCCGCCGGACCUCGUCGUGCGGGAAUCUUCUGCAGCACCUUCUUCGAGCGCGCUGCAUUCUUGCUUCUUCGUGACCUUCUCCGCCUCGCCGUCGACGGUGCUCGUCGACGACCGCAGGUCCCUUCCUUCGCCGGCGAAAGACUUCCUCAGCGACUGCGACGCUCAAGUACAACUUUCGUCACGUUAUAAUAUUUUUCCGCUUUCCGAAAAUACCCCUCACCGACAGGCACCCUUGCUCGCUCGCGCAGACAUCGCCAAGCUCUCGUUCCCCUCCGCUCCCUCUUGGUCUCUCCCCGUCGCCAUCGACUACCUCUGCUCCUCCUCGUCGCCAUGUCCCUGUGGAUCCCGUCGCCGCCCUCUCCCCAGCGCCAAUUUCUUCCACACCGCUCCCUGCAACAGCCUUUUUCUCCACCACCUAGUUUCCUCUCGAUCCCUUCACCCCCGAGUGCGUCAGAAAUCUGGAGGUCAAAGGUGGCAAAUUUCUGCGCCGACGACGAGCUUCUGGGCGACGGAGGCGGCGGAUCGGUGUGCGCAGGCGUUGGAUCUGCGUGCCCCACCUGGGAGACGGCACCUCGUGCCCCAUCACGCUCAUCCCGGGCGACGGCAUGGGGCUUCUCGUUACCGGAGCCGUGCAUCGGGUCAUGGAGCUCGCCCGUCUACUUCGAGACCUAGUCACUGGAGCCGUGCAGCAGGUCAUGGAGCACGCCCCUCUACUCCAGACGACCCUGGUCUGCCUCAAGGGUCACGCGACCUCUCCACAAAAACGCAAGAUUUGCUCGGCAGAACCUUGGCAGGGCCACAGCCUUGCAGCAGCGCCACGGUGAAGACCAAUUGCCACAAAUGCCGGAGGAUCGUCAAUGUCGUUUGGUGUACCAGCUGCGAUAGGAGGGGGUACUGCAACGAUUGCAUCAGAUGCUGCAAAGACAUGCUAUUAAGCCUAUUAUUGGACCUGCUGCAUAGAGAGGUGCAGGAUCAACGAGAAGAUGACGGCGUCUUUGCACGGAGCAGCUUCAAGACUGUGUCGUCAUCCUCUCGAUACGUCCUCUCGAUACGUCCUCUCUUCUCCUCUCUCUGUAGCAUAAACUAUUGGAGUACUUGUGCUUUUUCUGAAUUCCUUUGUGCUGGAGUGCUUCUGCUUGUGUUUGUGCUGGAGUAGAUACCUGUGCUGGAGUGCUUAUGCUUCUGAAUUUGUUAGUUCUGUCUCUAGGCUAGGCAGCUUAGUUAUACUCCAUAUACUUCUGGUAGUUGACACUGCAACUAAGGUGAAUAAUGGUUUUGGAGUAUAAUGCUUUCUACUCGAGUUUACUGUUGAAUUUAGUUGAAAAUGAUUUCAGUUUCUUCGGUAGUCGUUUGCCUGACAAUAGUCUGAUUCUCUUGGCUUUAGUUGAAAAUGAUUUCAGUUUAUGAAAGUCUGAAUUCUUCAUUUAGACAUACCCUAAGAUCAGUACUCACGGAUUAUCAUGUUUGCUCAAUGCAUGAAUUAGCUUCUGCUCUCUUCAGUAUGAUGUUUAAAUAUCAUCACCAUUCAAGGAUACAUGCCUUUUGUGUUUGAUAAAAGAUGUACUCAUAUUUACAUAUCU
This is a messenger RNA of Lolium rigidum, 1993 nucleotides long. RefSeq lists its product as uncharacterized. The transcript has 5 exons. NCBI's taxonomy places the organism in Eukaryota, Viridiplantae, Streptophyta, Magnoliopsida, Poales, Poaceae. The record is from RefSeq and is a predicted model, not a curated record. Bases 1 to 1569 code for a protein of 522 amino acids.